AUGGCGGAUGGCGGAGCGACGUCAUCAAGCCCGACUGCUGGAGAUCCUAUGGCACAGAUUCGUGCAAUGGCCGAGCUUGCUAUAGAGACAGCGCGGGCAAAUCAGGCGGCAAUUCAGAGUUUGGUGCAGUUGCAGGCGGACAAUUUGACGGCGCAGGCAGCACGGAAUGUGAGCGGUCAGAACAUCUCGGGAAAAGAUCUGGUACGAUCCAUUUGUGCCGUCAGUCAGAGCACAAACGAGAGCGAUCAGGUGGCGGCCACGUUGAGGCCUGAGCUUGCGGAGAUUGGAACAGGUUGGAAGCAGAUUAGCGAGACAUGCUGGGCAGUGAAAUUGUUCGGCAUGAACUUCACAGACGUGGCAGCAAGCUUGCCGCAAGCUGAAGUGGACAGAAGGUCUAGUCUCAUCAAGCAGAAUGGGAGAUGGUGGGUGAUCGAGUUUGCAGAUCGUUUGAGUGAGCUUGAGAAUGUUUCAGGUAAGAUCGAAGAGCUGCAGGAACCCACCGAGAUGAUCACUCUUGCUCAUCGAGGAUAUCAGGACACUGCGAAGCUGGGUUUCGAUGUUGAGUCGUUGGCAUCAUUUCCGGGUGGAUCUGCAUCAGAAAGCAGUGCGGUGAAUGUUCAGGCAGAAGCUGCACCUAGUGACAGGCCUGCGGAACAGGUCAAUCCGGCUGAGGAAUCUGCAGUGGACGAGGCUCGGAGAGAUGUGCCAGCGGAAGCGUUGGUUCCAGUUGAUGAGCAUGAAGUGGAGUUUGAAGGCAAGAUGUUGACAAUGAAGGACACUUUGUCGGUCUUGAGGGAAGCACGCACGAAAUGUGGUAUUGGAAAGUCUGGAGGCAAAGCAAUUAUUCUGAAGCGUCUGGGUCAGCACUUGAAGGCGCAAGACAUGAGAGCAGAACAGAAGGUGCACAAUGAGAUCUUGCAGGGAGAGAAGCGAAAGGCGAACUCUCCACCAGGCGUCUCACAGCAGAGCAAAAGUGGGAUGCAGGGCUGGCAGCGACACUCAGAGGCAUGCCCUGGGAUUACCCUGGUUACCUUGGAGGGCAUCUGGGAUUUGGAAGGCCAAGGUGACAGAGCAACUGGAGAAGGGGAUGAAGCUGCAUCAGACCCGGAAACGGUGGUCCCGGACGAGCACACUGCAACGCAUGCGAAAAAGGGUGAGUCCGAGGAUCAGACCGAGCAAGCAGCGAAUCCGAGAAAGAGUGCGUUCAAAGCAACCGAUGUGGUGCAACCAAAGGUGAAAGCGGCUAAGAUAGAGCCCAAGGUCAGGGUGGUUCCACCUGAGAGCGCUCGUGUGCGGGACCCGGCGGAGGAAGAGCGUGACUCCAAGGCAGCGAAGGUGUCGCCAAGAAAGGAGAGGAGGUUGAAUGCCCCACCGAUGUAUGCGGGCGAGCCUACGCCCGGAGAAGGCGGGGAUUCUUCUGCUUCAAGGCCAGGAGUUUUGUGUGUUGUGGGAGAUGAAGAGCUGCGUCAUGAGGACGAGGUGCUGGAAUUGCCCUAUGAUGAGCAGCAAGCUGAGACGAUGAUAGAACAUGACCACCAGCUCACUGGCGAUGUGGAGGCAGAGCAAGGAUUCCAGAGUUCGGAAGGAGAUUCGGAGCUUCUUUACUACCCGGUUGGUCCCGGAAACGAGGAGCCACAGUUGGCGGAAAGUGAUUUGCAGGCGAUAGAUGAUCUCGCUAAGCGCAUGGAGGUGGACAGGCUCAUGACCAUGGGUGUUUUGAAGCCCAUAAGCAAGCAGGAGGCGCAGGAGUUGGGAUUGAGAACACUCAGUACGAAGUUUGUGACAACUUGGAGGCCGAAGCAGCGAGACCAAGUUCCGAAGUUUAUGCGUCGGGCUAGGUUCGUUGCUCGAGAAUUCCACUGGGAUGAUCCGCAUCGGCAGCAGCUAUUUGCACCGGCGACGUCAAGUUUGGUCAUUCGAUUGUUGCCGGCCCUGUUUCAGCACAAGAAAGCAGAAGGUUUGGACUGGGUAAUGAUUGCGUUGGAUAUUAGCGAUGCAUAUUUGACGGUGGAUCAGCAAAUCCCCACUUGUGUGAAUGCAUGGAUUGAUGGGGAGGAAUGGACAUUUCAGCUGGACAAGCUGUUGCCAGGCCAGCGUGACGGUGCGCGUGAGUGGCAUGGAGCAUUUACAAGUUUCUUGAAGGAGAAAGUUGGAGUGGAAGGUUGCACAGUUUGCCCUUCAGUUUUGCGAGCAGCUGAAGGAUUCAAUGGUCUUUUGCAUGUGGAUGAUAUGCUUGGAAUUGGCACUGAGGAAUUUAUCAUGGAGAGACUGGUGCCCGCAGUGGAAAGUAGAUACAAGGUGACGUAUGAGCUCAUCACCAAGCCCGGACAGGAAUUGUGGUUCUUGAAGAGGAAGCUGAUUUACCAUCGCUCACUGCGGUUUAUCAUUCAGCCCCACCAGAAGAAUUUCACAAAGCUGUUCGAGCUGAUGAAUAUCAAUCCGGACAGGGUGAACCCGAGGGCAGCACCAAUGCCUAGUGGAGGUGCUCAAGCCAAGCUGGCGGACAAUCCUUUGGAGGAACCUGCGGCAAGCAAGUACAGGGCGGCGGUUGGACUGUUGCUUUACAUGAGCACGGACUUGGUUGAUUGCCAGUAUUGCAUCAAGACGUUGGCACAGUGCAUGGUGUUGUGGAUGCAGCAGCGAGUGGCGCAGGGCUUCUUCCAGGUCGGAACAGUUCCCACGGCAACAAAUGUGGCGGACUUGAACACGAAGGCUUUGAGCCGAGAUCGGGUGAAAAUCUUGAGUUUCUUGGUCGGCAUUGUGUCGGGCGAGUUUGAAGGUGAGACAGAUGAAUGGGUGCCUGUAGGUUUUGGUGAGUACGAGGCGCUCAUGAUGAAGGAGAACACGAGGUUGGCCAUCCGGAGGAUUAGAUCUGACUUGAGUGGCCAUGAGGCGUUUGAAGGCGCGAGCAACACGUCGAUCACACAGACAGCAAAGAGAGUUUUCGCAGCUGGGAUGAUCAGUAUUUUGCUGCAGCCUGGCGGUAGCGAGAGGAUCGAGCACGACGCCUUGAGCAGUGACAACGAGCCCAAUGGUUUGAACAAUCAGCAUGAUUGGAUCAUGGAUGCGAUUUUCUUUUGCAGCAUUGCAUGGAUGGCAGUUUGCAUUUCUUAUGGAUGUUUUUACUUGAUGACAUGUGGCUACGGCAAGAUUUCAGCGUGGUUUGGAACUGCGAAAGUCAAAGAAGAGAACAUUGUGUUCAUUACGGAGUUUGGGAAGCAUUAUCACAGACGGAAUUGCAAAUGGCUCGUGAAGAGCAUUCUCAUCGAGAUUGAGGAGAACACUGCAGUUGCAAGGCGCUACAAGAAGUGCCACACUUGCCAUUACUUGGACAGAGCUGAGUUUGGUGGCAAGAGCAGCGCAAGACAGGGUGCAACUGCAGCAAAGCGGAAAACAAAAGAUGGCGGCGUGCGAUAA
Messenger RNA from Effrenium voratum, 3417 nucleotides. The record is from the annotation of a GenBank genome assembly. NCBI's taxonomy places the organism in Eukaryota, Dinophyceae, Suessiales, Symbiodiniaceae.